GUAUAACUUUAGGUACGCUCCUGCACGCCUGGCAAAGCCCGAGCUACCACCUAGCGGCAGCGACCAGUUAACGUUGGCUGACUUGAAUUUUAUACUAUUGCGUUACCAUUCGUUCUACUAAGUAAAUCUGCUAAUGCACCCUGCACCUUUCAACUAAUCUUGAACCUGAACCUGAACCACAGCCUUCGGACAAUCAGACAAUGUGACCUCUGGCCUUUUUUUUUCUUUUUUUUUCUUUAAACAUAUGAUGCGCUGCCAACUCACAAUACACCACGAUGCCGCUGGUUAAGCUGUAAAAAAAAACAUAAUAGUAUUCUUGGAACAACCUUUUAAUAUCGACAAUUGUUCUCUUCUUUCAUCAACUUCUUAUAGUUUAUCUACCUGUUAAUCUGUCUGCCUAUUCCGAAAGUUCCCUCCUCUCAAAGCUUGGAAUUCUAGAUUCUAGACCUUGCGGUCUUUCGGGCACCUUCAAGUUCCCCUUCGCUGGACAAAUGCGACAACACGUGCCGCUUCGUCUCUCAUUAUUUUAAUGUAGAUCAUCAACUUGCGGAGAAUUCAAUAUGCAAAUCAAGAAGAUACCCAAUGUCGAUGCCAUCAGGGGCGGCGAGAGACAUUCUGGCGAACUCCAUCUUACAGAACACCAUAUCAUAUUCUCAUUUCCUAAUCUUCAGCCGGAUGGAGCACCUCCACCGCAACCGAAUGCCCCCAAGACCCGCGAGCUUUACAUCGCUUAUCCCAUACUCGCCAACUGCAUCUUUCGACCCUGUCCCAGCGUAACAGGUCGCCCAUCCUCGAUACGGCUACGAUGUCGCGAUUUUAUGUUUAUAAAUUUCAAUUUAUUCGAUGAGGUACAGGCGCGGGAAGCGUUCGAAUACAUCCGGAACCGAACGUGUCGGCUUGGUUCGAUAGAAAAGCUCUACGCCUUCAGCUACCAACCCCUAAAGAUAGAGAAGCCGUUCGAUGGAUGGCAUAUAUACGAUCCGAGAGUCGAGUUUCGCCGACAAGGUAUUAGUACCAAAUCCGUCGAUAGGGGAUGGAGGAUAUCCUUAAUAAAUAAGGAUUACACCUUCUCCCCAACCUAUCCCGGCCUUCUCGUCGUCCCCUCCAAGAUAUCCGAUAACGUCAUCAAAUAUGCCGGUUCCUACCGAUCGAGACAGCGUAUACCUGUUUUAACUUAUCUCCAUUCGCUAAAUAAUUGUUCUAUCACCCGGAGUUCUCAGCCUAUGGUCGGUUUCAGGGGGAAUCGCAGCAUACAAGACGAAAAGCUGGUCAGCGCGUGCUUCUCCGCAUCGGCCACCGUUGAGUUUAAUGGAAUAGAGACCCAUGGUGCGGAUACGACGGAACCGAGUCCAGCUUCUAGUCAAACAGAUCUACGAGAUACCUUGGAUUCGGAAACUUCAGAUACGGAAAGACUUGAAGAUGAGCUUAUCGCAGGGGACGAGAGUAAUUACGAUGCAAAGACGGGAAAGAGACUAAUAUACGGCGCACAGCAGAGCAAUCUUAUCGUAGAUGCUCGGCCCACUAUCAACGCGGUGGUUAUGCAGGCAAUGGGGAAGGGAUCGGAGAACAUGGAAUACUACAAAUUCGCCAAGAAAGCCUACUUAAAUAUCGAGAAUAUUCACGUCAUGAGAGAAUCUCUCAAUACCGUCAUAGAAGCCCUCAAGGAUGGAGACAUCUCCCGCUUACCCCCGAAUCGCGAACUGCUGGUGAAGAGCGGUUGGCUUAAACAUAUUACCGGUAUCCUUGACGGCUCGGCCCUGAUCGCACGCCAAGUUGGCAUCAGACACUCGCACGUCUUGAUCCACUGCUCUGACGGUUGGGACCGUACCAGCCAGCUAUCAGCCCUGUCACAGCUGAUGCUAGAUCCUUAUUACCGCACCAUCGAAGGGUUUAUCGUGCUAAUCGAGAAAGAUUGGUUAUCCUUUGGGCACAUGUUCCAACAGCGUUCUGGUCUACUCAACCACGAGAAGUGGUUCGUAGUAGAACGGGAUUCCCUAGCUGGGUCGGCGAUACAACCCGGCGAGUCGGAUGGUCGCGCCGGAGAAGCGUUCGAAAAUGCACUCGCUAGCGCAAAGCGAUUCUUCAAGAACCGCAGCAGCGAGGCCAACGCAGAGUCAGACGGUGACGGUGUAGCAUCGCCAGCCGACGAUCCGUCGCAAGUCAAGAAGCCAGCUCCAGGUACGCCUGAUGCUAGCGAAGCUACCCGACCCAACGAAAUUUCCCCUGUUUUCCACCAAUUCCUCGACGCGACAUAUCAAAUUUUACGGCAACACCCCAAUCGCUUCGAAUUCAACGAACGAUUCCUGCGGCGGCUUCUCUACCACCUUUACGCCGGACAGUAUGGCACGUUCUUAUGGAAUAGCGAGAAGGCCCGGAAAGAUGCUCGAGCGCAUGAGAGGACGAGGUCGGUAUGGGACUAUUUCUUAUCACGGAAGCCAGAGUUUGUCAACAAAGAUUACGAUGCCACAAUAGACGAUCGGCAAAGCGGUCGCGAAAGACUCAUCUUCCCGAAGCUUUCCGAGGUGCGCUGGUGGCAUCAGCUCUUUGGCAGGACGGAUGCGGAAAUGAACGAGUAUCUAGAUGUAGCUGCGGCGAGGGACGAGAGACUCGGCGGUUACGCCCUGGGUGCUACGACGCCAUCCAUACCAAGCGUCUUUACCGGAUCACCCAACAGGUCUCCGCGGAAGUCGCAAAGUCCCCAGCCGCCCAGCUUACCCCUGAGCAAGAGCGUGCUGACGGGCGUGGAAUCGGCAUACGAAGCGCUGACGCCGGAGCAGCGAGCGGUAACCAGCAACCCGGCCAGUCUCAAGCACAACGCCAGCGCGGACACGCCCAACGCGUUCACGACGAAUCUCGUUAAGAUCAGGGACGGGGUGGUUGGGCUGGAUAUAGGAAGAGGUAUGUUUGGGGGGCCGGGCGUCGGCGAAAACACGGGCGUGGGAAGAAGGGAACAGGAGAUGGCGGAUAUGUCUACGGGGAACGGUAAGGAAAGCGCCGAAAUGACGUGACGUGAUGCAACGCGACGUGAUGAGGACAGAGAUAGGAGGAGGGGAGGGUGGAAUACUUAUCACUCGGCUAUGGACUUUGGUUAUGGCAUGGGCAUUGGCAUUGGCAUUGUAAGAAUUACUAUUAGGUGCCCGUAUGAAUGAGAAUAAACAAAAGAGAUGAGAAGACACGAGAUGAAGUAAGAUAAUACGUUGGUCGUGUGGUAUGUUUAUGCCCCUGGUGCUGCUACAGGCAUGUAUGUGAGCCGUUGCCUACAAUACGAGACGACGAACCGACGUAAAAGAUGAAUCGACGUUGUCAAUGUAGGUAGAAAAAGAAAAUCUGGGGUGGAUUGAUUUGGAUACCUGUAAUCUUGUUUUAGGAAAAGGGUUUCGGAGCAGAAUAUAGACUCGUUAUCGUUACGGAAUCACA
Daldinia caldariorum is the source of this 3417-nucleotide messenger RNA. Its product is annotated as phosphatases II. The coding region runs from base 561 to 3008 and encodes 815 amino acids. The transcript is spliced from 2 exons. The record is from RefSeq and is a predicted model, not a curated record. Gene Ontology annotation, biological process: dephosphorylation. Gene Ontology annotation, molecular function: phosphatase activity. Lineage: Eukaryota; Fungi; Ascomycota; Sordariomycetes; Xylariales; Hypoxylaceae.